Molecule: messenger RNA, 1074 nt
Organism: Nymphaea colorata (pocket water lily)
Lineage: Eukaryota; Viridiplantae; Streptophyta; Magnoliopsida; Nymphaeales; Nymphaeaceae
Product: probable 3-beta-hydroxysteroid-Delta(8),Delta(7)-isomerase
Exons: 4
Coding region: 143-805 (220 amino acids)
Biological process (GO): sterol biosynthetic process
Cellular component (GO): membrane; endoplasmic reticulum
Molecular function (GO): cholestenol delta-isomerase activity; C-8 sterol isomerase activity; steroid Delta-isomerase activity
Source: RefSeq, a predicted model, not a curated record
GAAGGCAGUACGGCAAACGAAUUGACCUAAAGAAGAGACUGGUGCUGCCCCUGGCUGUGGUGGUGGUUCUCUUCCCAUAAAGUGACACACACACACAGAGAGAGAGAGAGAGAGAGAGGCGGAGAAAGGGGAAGCAUCAAGCAUGUCGGGGGCGGUGGUGCAUCCUCAUCCAUACGUGCCGCAGGAUCUGCAGCUGCCGGGCUAUGUUCCCGUCGUCCUUUCCCAGUCCACCAUCCUUGGAGUUUACGGUGCCGCUUCCUUCUUUGUGGUGGCCCUCGUCUGGAUCGCCUCUGGUUGUUGCUCGAAGAUAACAAAAGUUGAUCGGAUCCUCAUGUGCUGGUGGGCAUUUACGGGUCUAACACAUAUCGUCAUAGAGGGAUAUUUUGUUUUCUCACCAGACUUCUACAAGAAGGAUACUCCAUUUUACUUUGCUGAAGUUUGGAAAGAAUACAGCAAAGGUGAUUCAAGAUACGCCGCUAGAGAUGCAGGAGUUGUUUCUGUCGAAGGAAUCACUGCUGUCCUUGAGGGACCAGCCAGCCUUCUUGCAGUGUAUGCUAUAGCCACAAAGAAAUCGUACAGUUAUAUACUUCAGUUUUCAGUCUGCCUGGGUCAGCUGUACGGAGUUCUUGUCUACUACAUUACCGCAUUGUUGGAGGGCGACAAUUUUGCCUCUAAUGCAUUUUACUACUGGGCGUACUAUGUGGUAGCAAACAGCUUCUGGAUUGUGAUACCCAUUCUGAUUGCCGGGAGGUGUUGGAGGAAAAUAACUGCAGUUCAAGUCCAGCAAAAGAGCAAGAGGAUCUGAUUUAGUCUAAUUGUUAUGCUUUGAAACUUAAUCAUUGUCAAAACAUUGAUUUAUCUGUGGUAGCUGUACUUUUCUAAUUCUUCCUGAGCAGGCCUGGUACUCUUAUUUGGUUUGUAAUCGUUAACAAUGACGUUCCUCUUAUUUGCUUUGUAAGCGUUAAGAAUGACAUUCCUAGUGAAUUGCCUGUGGCUGCACAAGGUGCACAAGAAAAUCUUUUGAAGUUGGUCUCCAUUUUAUUCCAAUAAAGAAAACUGAAGUAUUUCUUCUUU